UGGCUACCUGCCAAGAGAAAUCAAUCAUUAAUAAAGAGGCUUUCUUGUUGCAACACAUCUUCAACUCGCUUUAGACAAACCGAGGGAUAACCGAGGAUAACCUAAGAUACAGAAUAGAAUCUAAAUUUAUCUUAAUUCUGAGAAAGAUUUAGCAUGAAAAUUUAUUCUAUAUUAUUCUAGCAUUCUUGUUAAAAGAUACAUUUCUACUGUUGCAACAUACCUUCAACUUGUUACAAGGAUAACCGAGCAUAAUCUAAGAUACAAAAUAGAAUGUAAAAUCUUAACUUUCAGCAACUUCUUUAUCGUUCUAUCAUUCUUAUUCAGAAAUAUGGUGUUAGUUAACCCUACCUAGGCUGAGAAUAGAUACGAACGACUGUUAUGAAGAAUUUUAGACGCGAACCAUUUCCGAUAAAUCUCGCCCUGGCGCACUAUAACAUAUCACAAAUGAUUUAUUUCAGAAAGCAGACGGUCGCCUGGCCGAUGUCUGUCCAGCAGAGAGACAGUCACAGCAGACAGGUUCAAAGAACCGAAUCCUUUAACCUAAUUUUCAGAUUCGGUCGCGUCACCACAAUUUACGUCGUCCGUCGAAAAAAAACAAAAGAUUCACGACCUUUCUAAUCUUUCUCGUUUGCAGCCAAAUUUAUGGAUUUUCACACGGAUCCCGGCGACCGAUUCGAUCACGAGCACGGGUUUAUUUUUCGUCCCGCUCUGUCUCUCCCGGUCUCUCUCAGUCUGCGCUUGUUUUUUCCCCCUUUCCUCGUUCCCGUUCUUCUUUUUGGGCCCCGUCGUCGACGUGCUUUGCCACGUAUUUUCACGCACGCACGCGGAGGCUGCAUUUAUUAAAAGCGAUACAUUAUGAUUCAAAGAUCAUAUCUUGGGAUUCGUCUAGACGGUGGAGAGGGAGACACCCUAUAAAGUCGUACGUGGCUGCCCCUGAAACAAGCAACCGAAUACAAGGUGCCUUCUCGUUCAUUUCUUCUCGCCUCCGAGCCACCGUUUUUCGUUUCCUUCUUUUCUCCCGCGAGCCCCUUCGUCACGCCAGUCCGCGUUCCUCUCGAACACGUGAAAACGUCUCCCUUCUCUUCCCACACCACGAACAAAUCGUUUCAUCGGACGAAAAUUCUUCCGAAAAUGUCACAUGGGGCGAAUUCACGUUCCUAGAUUUGUCAUGAUAUACUGAUCCUGAAUCCCUCGUCUGCAUCUGGCGAAGAAUUAUUCCAAGUAGCAUUGGUCUGCAUCUUAUCGAAUAGAACAUCGCCAUUGCCAAAAAGUGGGUCUGUGAGAUACCUAUUUUGACAUUUCGAAAAGACAAAGGGGCGAACAGGAGAGAUAAGAAUCGUUGGAAAAAGGGAAAAAUCGAGCAGACGAAGAAGAAGAAGAAGAUGCGAGCGCGAUAAAGCGUCACGGAGAUCGAGAAAAGGCAGUCGACCGCGGGAUUUGGGCGAGCGAGGGAAAGGGAUUACCACACGCGCGCGGCGGGUGGAGCGAGAGGAACAGACGCACGAAGAGAAAGAGAAAGGAGACGAAGGAGAAGAAGAAAAAAGCGAGUGAUCGUAGUAACACCGGCGCGUCUCCUCUCGCGGCUUCGUGCUUGUCUCGGAAUUAGUGAGUAGACAGAAUUAUGUCCGUGAGCAGACCAGCUCGGCUCAGUUGAGACUUACUGCUCAGCCCGUGCACACGUAUGCUACGAAUCUUUCCUACUUACAUAUAUACCGCGGCUUCCUGAUGCGAUUAGACUAGUCCGCGAUCACCCGCCACAGAGUAUCACGGACCAGUUUAUUUAACACUUCUUCGUAACGCGGAUACACAGCCAGCGUCUUCCGUCAACGUUUGUCGAUCCGUUCUCUGGGUCACUCGCUACGACGAGAAGAACCACGCGGUUUUCAGCGAACCUACCUCGUCACGACGAUUGCUUACCUUUCGGGGGUUGUGAAUUCCCUCGCGCGAUAAAAAUGAAAGACUCCAUUGAACGAUAACAGUGGCUACAUUACCGUAUCAAUGAACGAAGUGGUGGCAUUUUCUGCCUUCGUACGAUCCUGACAGAGAGAAAGGGACAAAACAAGUGAGAAUUUCUCAGUCUGAGAAGAAGAGUUUGAUGGUGGUCGUCAUGGAAUUCUCUGGGUUCUUCGUGUUGUUGUUGGUCGUCUCGAUUGCAAACAGUGUCUCGGGCCACCAUCAUCACCGCAGUGUGCACGCGGACGACAAGAAGAAGGGAGAUCUGAUGGACCACGUGAAAAGGUACGCGGCCAGUGACAACGAGAACGUGGUGCUCUCCGAGGGCGACAAGAGCAGGAGUCUGAGGGGCGAAGAAGCUAAAGGCACCGUUCCCUUCAGCGAGAGGAGGCUGGAGAAGAUGCUGGAGAAAGCUAUCCUAAAAAUAAUCACUGGCGAUCUCAGCACGGGUGACAUGUUGCUAUUAAAAAGCCUAAAUUACAGUCUAGAGGAAGUUCUGGCGAUUCGUGAGAGGGAGCUGAACAAGAAGAAAGACGAAGAACUGAGGAAAAAGGAAAAUAUGAAAUCUUGGUCGAAGGUGUUGUACGGAGAUGGAGAAAAGAAAAGUAGAAAUUGGAAUAAAAAUUCCAUGGACCGUUCGUCUUCGAAGAAACCUGAUUUUGAAAACGUUAAACGAGAAGGUAAAAAGAAUCGUCACGUGGAUAGGUCACCUUCUUACAAAGAUUUCGACUUUGAGGCGUAUAAUCGACAGGCGAUCCUCGAUUACGAGAACUUACCCUCCAACUUAGAAUUUCAGCAAUCCUGGUCAGAACCCACGGUUGUCGACUACGAAGAAGCUACCAAAGCUUCCAAGGAGCAGGAUGUCGCAAAUAAUCUUCAUCGUGACUUUGACAGAGCUAUGGAGCCUCACGUGGUCUUUAAGAUCCGAUACGAUGACUCUGAGUUCGAUUCCAGCUCAGGUUCCGAGGAAAGUAACAAAAAUCAUCUUAGAAUGCCUAAACAUCACGUUUCGAUGAUGAGACAUACAACUUCGAGGAAUACUGGCAAUUCCUUUCAUGCAUCCACAUCGUCACCGCUCUCUUCAACUACUGCUACUACUGUGCCUUUGGUUUAUCAAUUGAGCAGCACCAACAUAAAGGGUAACUAUCUAAACAAUGAUCCUAUAGCAACCACACUUUCAACAUCGAGUGGCGUCAGUACCACCAAGAGUACCAUUUCAGAUAAAAUUUCGGAGGACAAAAAUGGUACAGAUACCGUCGUUCAUGUUACCAAUUCUACUGAUAAAAUAGAAGUUUCAAAAAGUGUAGAGAAACUUAGUGAGAAUAAAAGGAUCAGUGAAUACGAAGGACUCGAAUGGGUCGAGGAUGACGUUUACAGAGUUAUCCCUGAAUUCGUGGAUUCCCUUGGUUUCGAGAAUACCGAGGAUAAUGAGACAUCUGACUAUGAAGACUCUACUCACGAUUCCCGACUAAAUUGGAAUCCGGAGGAUAACGAAAAUGAUACGUUGGGGUAUCUAAACGACACUCCUGAUUCUGUCAAGCUCUUCAUGGCCAACAAUAACGUAUCCGCCGGCAGCCUUCCCUUAGCCAAUUUGUCGUCCUACCUGCAACUAGCCAUUGCUCAUCGACGAGGAGGAAACCUAACCUCAAGCUUCGACAGCCAGGGUGAAAAAGCCAUCGAGGACAUCAAGACGCGGGUUCUGGCUCUCACCGGAAGAUUCAACCUCAGCACCGAUGCCAACCAAGUUCAACGCGAACGACUCACCAUGUUUUCACCGACCUGUCAAAUUCCUCGGAACACGGAUCAAGAUGCCUGGACGGACUCAUUCUCUAUGAAUAUGCACUUUCAAUUGAAUUUGACUUCCAGCGAUCACGUGGUCGCCGCUAAAUUAAGAAUAUUCAAAUUACCACAAGAAAACACGACAUCUUCUUCAGAAAGCACGUUCGACGAGGAGGAGGAAGACGAGAAGAAGAUCAGGAUAUCGGUCUACUAUUACACGAAAACUUUGAAGAGGCAUCGAUCGAAGAAACGCCUGAUGGAUUCGGUUGUGACUCCUCUCACAUCCAGAGGUACCCAUUUGGCAUUGGAUGUGAGACAAAGCCUUCGAUUCUGGAGACUUAACCAACGGAAUUCUCAUGGAAACGGAAGUAACCAUGGGCUGGUAAUACAAGUUGAAGAUCAAGAUGGCAGGCCGCUGAAACCGGCUCUAUAUAUUCAACAACCGUCUUGCGCGGAUCAGGAUUCAGAUCAGAAGGCAUACCAGCGAGUACCUGCACUCUUCGUACGAGCCUGUACUCGUUACGUUCGCAUCGUAAAUGGAAAAACGGAGACGUACGUCAACUGCAGGCAUUAGAGUGGAAAAGAAAAACACUUACAUGCUGUGAGAAAAUAGACAAUCAUUCACGUUGCACUUUAUCCUUGGAAAAAACAAGGAUCAUUUUUACGAAGACCAUAGAACAUAAUCCUUGAACUGUUGCUCGAUUCAAACACAUACCAACAAUAAGUGUGAAAUACACUUUUGUAGAAAGAAUAGUCGUCAUUAAGCUGCGACGUGUUUGUAUCGAUUAUCGAUCAUAACUACAUACUUUAUAAAUUCGUUAAGAAAAUGGAAAAACCAAUUUUUCCAUUGCUAUGCAAUGCAUAUGCAAUUAUUCUUGCAUAAGUGAAUGCGUUAAAUUCAUUAAUAUAAUAAAACAAAAUUUAAUAUUUUUUAUACAAAAAUCAUAUUGACGACAUUCUGGGUUUUUUUUUAUCGUUCUAAGCGCGCGCAAUACAAAACGCAGACAAAUGCGCCGUCACCGCUGUAAUUAGUUUCGUAGCAGUAACGAAGUAAAAAAACGCGCGAAAAUUGCAUUAGUGGCGAACUGGUGAGAGAGUGAGUAUAAUCCCAGUAAAAGUUUUUUUAUAGACUGCUUUUUAAUUUAAACAAGAUGUUAACUUAAAGAUGGAAUGCCGUGUUAUUUAAGUGCAGUAGUGGUAAGCUGUAUUUUAUUGUUUUUUAUCAUUUCUUGUAGUAUGCGUACAGACCGUGGCUUCUACGAGAAAAACAUCGAAAUACCCGUUAUUUUAUGAAUAAUAUUAGAGUUAAAUUUUAGUAUGAUUUAAUGAUGUACAUACCAGUGAAAUCGAAUCAGUAGAUUGAUUAAUAUUAAAUUAGAUUAGAUCAUGUUAGAUUAUCGAAUAGGUUACUCUCUUGACAUGUAUGCAUGUACACGUUGCACAUGUAUGUGCAAAGUAAUACGCGCAUAUACAUGUCAUGCCCACGACUGAUGCAACCAAAUGUAAGAGCUUAGACAUAGAUAUUUAUGUUUUACGUUAAUUAAGCAGUGCAAAUCCGUGCUGAAUUUCUAUUACUACACUUUAGGUGGGACCAUAUAGAAUAUUACAGUUUGGUACAAGCACUAAGUACUUCACUAUGUUGUAAUGGCCCAUCUGAAAGAUUAUGUUACUUACUAUUAUAUGCUGUUGUUGUUUAACAAAGAAGACAACACGUUCUCAAAAAUCCUACAUAAUUCCUGUACAUAAUGUAUAUUUAAUUGCCUAGUUGUUUAAAAAUAAAUGGUUUGAUGUCGAAUUUUA
This is a messenger RNA of Bombus huntii, 5532 nucleotides long. RefSeq lists its product as uncharacterized. Bases 2096 to 4306 code for a protein of 736 amino acids. The record is from RefSeq and is a predicted model, not a curated record. The transcript has 6 exons. NCBI's taxonomy places the organism in Eukaryota, Metazoa, Arthropoda, Insecta, Hymenoptera, Apidae.